AUGGUGGACUACUACCAAGUGCUGGGCGUGCCCCGGCAGGCCUCCACCGACGCCAUCAAGAAGGCCUACCACAAGCUGGCGCUCAAGUGGCACCCCGACAAGAACCCCGAGAACAAGGAGGAGGCAGAAAAGAGAUUCAAGCAGGUGGCCCAGGCCUACGAGGUGCUGUCGGACGCCAGGAAACGCGGCGUCUACGACCGCUAUGGCGAGGCGGGCGAGGACAGCGCGGGCGCCGCGGGCCGCCCCUGCCACGACCCCUUCGAGUGCGUCUUCAGCUUCCGCGACCCCGCCGACGUCUUCAGGGAGUUCUUCGCGGGCCAGGACCCCUUCUCCUUCGACUUCUUCGGGACCCCGCUGGAGAACAUUUUGGGGGGUCACAGGACCCCUCGCAGAAGCAGGAGCAGGGGGUUCACACCCCUUUUCUCCACCUUCACUGAAUUUCCAGCUUUUGGGGCUCACUUCUCUCCAUUCCACACAAGAUUCACAUCCUAUGGUUCUCUGAGAAAUGGAGGUCUUUCUUCUUUCUCCAAGUUCUGUGGUGGGACAGACAGCUUCAAGUCUGCGUCCACUUCCACCCAAACAAUUAAUAGCAAAAGUAUCACCACUAAAAGAACCGUGGAGAACGGCCAGCAGAGGAUGGAAGUAGAAGAAGACUGA
Messenger RNA from Dipodomys ordii (Ord's kangaroo rat), 657 nucleotides. RefSeq names its product DnaJ (Hsp40) homolog, subfamily B, member 3 (gene Dnajb3). Gene Ontology annotation, biological process: protein refolding; positive regulation of proteasomal ubiquitin-dependent protein catabolic process. The transcript has a single exon. The record is from RefSeq and is a predicted model, not a curated record. Lineage: Eukaryota; Metazoa; Chordata; Mammalia; Rodentia; Heteromyidae. Gene Ontology annotation, cellular component: cytosol; endoplasmic reticulum membrane. Gene Ontology annotation, molecular function: ATPase activator activity; Hsp70 protein binding. The coding region runs from base 1 to 657 and encodes 218 amino acids.